Stylonychia lemnae is the source of this 1710-nucleotide messenger RNA. The record is from the annotation of a GenBank genome assembly. Lineage: Eukaryota; Ciliophora; Spirotrichea; Sporadotrichida; Oxytrichidae.
AUGUCUUAGCAUCAUAAUAGUUCAGUCUCCUCAGCAUAUCAAAAUUCAGAGCAAGCUCGCAAACUUGAUGAGCAAUUCGUACUUUACAUGCUUGAGAUAGAAAAUAGAUAUCGGCUAAUGUCAAAGCAUGAUCGUAUCAGAGUGGAGUAAUGGUCAAAGGCAUUAUGUCAAGUCACCAAUAACAUCGUCUGGAAGAAAAAUAGAAAUUUAUAUACUAUGAUGCUACUUGACUAAAUAUUGGGUUAAAAGCUUGAAAAGCCUUUCUAGUCCUAACCACCUGAUGGGGGAUUGCCUCUACUUUCUAAGACUUAAGUGCAAUCAGGAUUGUCAAAUAGAAUUAAAGAAUUAAAGCUAGAAACUGAUCAAAAUAAUAUAAAAUAAAGAUUGCAGUCUGACGAAUCAUAAGUAACUUCAAACAACAGAAAUAAUCAACAUUUUCAGACUACAACUGGAUCAAACAGCUCAAGUAAUAUUUCUUUGGACAUGCCAAGAUAGAAUACACAAUAAAUGUACAGAACUCACUCAUAAUAAUAAUUCAAUCAUAAUAGCUCAGUCAUUUCUAGACAGAGUUCAUAAGGUCCCUCGAACACCAUUAAGACUUAAAGGGGUAAACCUCUAAAUAAUGAGCUACCUAGAAUGAACACUUAGACUCAACCUAAUCUUCCGCCAAAUCCAAGAUAGCAGUAAAUCAGCAGAGUAAAUAGCAAUUCUAAAAUUCACAAUUACUAAUCAUAAUAAAAUGAUAGCAAUCUAAGUAGUGACUAAUUUGAUGAUGAUAUUGACGAUCUUCUACAAUCUUAGUAAAGGCAAUAAGAACUAAAGUAAUUAGAGUAUUAAAAGAUCUCUAAAUAUUUAUCAGAGAUAGCAUAAUUAAAGACCUAAGUAGAAGUAUUGAAUAUCUAAGUUACUCAUUUGAAGGAAGAGGUGCAAACCAAAGAUAGCACAAUUCAGGAUCAGAACAUCCAGAUUGAAGAACUUAGCAUGUAACUCUAAAAUAUGAAAUAGCAAGUUCAAUUCUAUUAGUAGAAGCCAAGUUCAAACUUGAAUACUCAAAGAAUUCACUCAAAACACUUGAUUCAUGAAAAUAUUAACUCUUAAAAUUUUUCCUCGUAUAAGUAAACACCUUCUUAAAAUUCUAAAACGCCUAUGAAUGUCUCAUAUUAAAGAACGAACAGUUGUAGUGAUAUUGACUCAUAGCUAUAUCUAGAUGGUCCAUAAAGUCCACCUUCUAUGAAUCAGAAGAAAACAGGAUAGAUCUAAAUAUCAAAUAACUUAAUGGAAUACUUGCCUUAAAACUAGUAAAAACUUUAGCCAAUUAAUUAAAAAAAUUUGAUCCAGCAAAAUGAAGCUUAGUAUAGAGAGUAAAUGAUAUCAAGUCCUUCAUAGUUAAUAGUAGAUGAUCUAAUGAAUUCAUAAUAGAAUUAGUUUACAAUUAGAGGAUUUUAGAAUACUGUAGAUAAAUUUUACACUGAGGAUGAAGAAUUAUAGGAAAAUGAUGCUCAAUUCUUUAGUAAUUAAAAGAACCUAAAUGAGCAUCAUAAGCUUCUGAACCUUAUAGAUAAAAAUUAGAGUCAACCUUAACCUACUGCUCAAUAACCAUUACCAUAAAAAUAAACCUUUAAUGAUGAGCCAGAACUGGAAUCCUCUUUUUUAAGUAAAUUGAGAAAAGGUGAUACAUCGUUCGAUCAACUAUAUGAUGAUUUAAUUUGA